Molecule: messenger RNA, 7647 nt
Organism: Pogona vitticeps (central bearded dragon)
Lineage: Eukaryota; Metazoa; Chordata; Lepidosauria; Squamata; Agamidae
Gene: DOCK4
Product: dedicator of cytokinesis 4
Biological process (GO): small GTPase-mediated signal transduction; cell chemotaxis
Cellular component (GO): plasma membrane; cytoplasm
Molecular function (GO): guanyl-nucleotide exchange factor activity; small GTPase binding; GTPase activator activity
Source: RefSeq, a predicted model, not a curated record
AAUCAGAACAAUGACUUCUCCGCGAGCGCUGGAGGAGCGCAGCUGAGGCGCGCGCAAGGAAGCAGCCGCGGCUGCAGCGCUGUCCGCUGGACAGAGAGGGGACCCUGAGGGGCUGCUUUCGCUCUUGCUACCGCCGCCGCUGCUGCUGUUACUGUUAUUGUUUGCGGGAGGGGGGGAAAAGGGGGGAGACCCGGCACUGCACUGUUUAGCAUGUGGAUUCCGACGGAGCACGAGAAAUACGGAGUGGUAAUUGCAAGUUUUCGAGGAGCAAUCCCUCAUGGCUUAUCGCUGGAGAUUGGAGACACUGUUCAAAUACUAGAGAAAUGUGAUGGCUGGUACAGAGGAUUUGCCUUAAAAAACCCAAAUCUCAAGGGCAUCUUCCCAUCCAACUAUAUUCACUUGAAAAAUGCAUGUGUUAAGAACAAAGGGCAGUUUGAAAUGGUUGUUCCAACAGAAGACUCUGUCAUCACAGAGAUGACAUCAACCUUAAGAGAUUGGGGAACAAUGUGGAAGCAGCUUUAUGUGAGAAAUGAAGGGGACCUCUUUCAUCGACUGUGGCACAUCAUGAAUGAAAUCCUAGAUCUGCGACGGCAGGUACUUGUGGGCCAUCUCACCCAUGAUAGGAUGAAGGAUGUCAAACGGCACAUUACGGCUCGCUUGGACUGGGGCAAUGAACAACUGGGACUAGACUUGGUUCCAAGAAAGGAGUAUGCAAUGGUGGAUCCAGAGGAAAUAAGUAUUACAGAAUUGUAUAGACUGAUGGAGCACCGGCAUCGCAAGAAAGACACACCAGUCCCAGCCAGCAGCCACCAUCUCUUUGUUCAGAUGAAGAGUUUGAUGUGUUCCAAUCUAGGAGAAGAGCUGGAAGUAGUCUUCUCACUUUUUGAUAGUAAAGAGAACCAGCCAAUCAGUGAGAGAUUCUUUUUAAAACUGAAUCGAAAUGGGUUGCCAAAAUGUCCAGAGAAGCCAGAAAGACACUGUUCUUUGUUUGUGGAUUUGGGAAGCAGUGAGCUGAGGAAGGACAUUUACAUCACUGUGCACAUCAUACGCAUUGGCCGAAUGGGAGCUGGUGAGAAGAAAAAUACUUGCAAUGUACAGUACCGACGACCUUUCGGUUGUGCAGUCCUCAGCAUCGCAGAUCUACUGGCAGGCGACACAAAAGAUGACCUUAUUCUGAAAGUAUACAUGUGUAACACAGAGAGUGACUGGUAUCAGAUCCAUGAAAACAUCAUCAAAAAGCUAAAUGCUCGUUAUAACUUAACAGGAUCCAAUGCUGGCUUAGCUGUUUCUCUUCAGCUGCUACAUGGAGACAUUGAACAAAUUAGGAGGGACUAUGCCUCUAUGUUUACCCACGGCUUAUCAAUAACAAGGAAACUGGGCUUUUCCAACAUUAUCAUGCCAGGUGAAAUGAGAAAUGACUUGUAUAUCACAAUAGAAAGAGGAGAGUUUGAAAAAGGAGGAAAAAGUGUGGCCAGGAAUGUUGAAGUAACAAUGUUCAUUGUGGACUCAGGUGGUCAAAUUUUAAAGGAUUUUAUCUCCUUCGGCUCAGGAGAGCCUCCAGCCAGUGAAUACCACUCCUUUGUACUGUAUCACAACAACAGUCCCAGGUGGGCGGAGCUGCUGAAACUUCCUAUUCCUGUGGAUAAAUUCAGGGGAGCACACCUUCGCUUUGAAUUCCGACAUUGUUCCACAAAAGAAAAGGGGGAGAAGAAGUUGUUUGGUUUUUCUUUCGUCCCUCUGAUGCAGGAAAAUGGAAGGACGCUGCCAGACGGCACUCAUGAACUCAUUGUUCACAAGUGCGAAGAAAAUAUAAGUCUUCAGGAUUCUAGUCGCUACCUCAAAUUCCCCUUUUCAAAGGGGCAUCUCCUUGCAAACAACCACCCAGCAAUAAAAACCACUAGGGAAUCAUUCUGGAUCACAUCUUUCCUGUGUUCAACUAAGCUCACACAAAAUGGAGACAUGCUUGACCUUCUCAAAUGGCGGGCCCAUCCAGAAAAAAUUGCAGGCUGCCUCUCAAAACUGAAAGAAAUUGAUGGGUCAGAAAUUGUAAAGUUUCUCCAAGAUACACUCGACACUUUAUUUGGGAUUUUAGAUGAAAAUUCUCUGAAGUACGGCUCCCAAGUAUUUGAUUGUUUGGUUCACAUAAUUAACUUGCUGCAGGACAGUAAGUUUCAUCAUUUUAAGCCAGUUAUGGAUACCUACAUUGAAAGUCACUUUGCAGGAGCACUGGCGUACAGAGACCUCAUAAAGGUGCUGAAGUGGCAUGUUGAUCGAAUAACAGACGUGGAAAGACAAGCACACAACCUGGAAGUAUUAAAGGCACAAGAAUAUAUAUUUAAAUAUAUAGUCCAGUCUCGGAGGCUGUUUUCUCUUGCUACUGGUGGACAGAAUGAGGAGGAAUUCUGCUGUUGUAUUCAAGAGCUUCUGAUGUCAGUGCGAUUCUUCCUUUCCCAAGAAAUCAAAGGGACUAGUGCUUUAUCUCAGGCCCAAGUGGCCUUUCUCAGCUCUUUUCCGGCUGUCUAUUCUGAGCUUUUGAAGCUCUUUGAUGUGAGAGAAGUGGCAAAUUUGGUCCGGGAUACUCUGGGAAGCUUGCCAACCAUCACAAAUGCGGAUGAAUCCCUUCAGGCUGUGAAACUCCAAUGUAUUGGGAAAACAGUAGAGAGCCAUCUGUACACCAAUCCAGAGUCCCGAUGUAUUCUACUGCCAGUAGUUUUGCAUCACCUUUAUAUACAUCUGCAAGAGCAAAAGGACCUGAUUAUGUGUGCACGCAUCCUUAGCAACAUUUUUUGCCUCAUCAAGAAAAACAGCUCUGAGAAGUUCGUAUUGGAAGAAAUAGACGUCAUUGUGAACAGCCUGCUUGACGUGCUGCUGAGGACCAUCUUGGAGAUCACAAGCCGCCCUCAGCCAGCAGGAUCGGCAACUAGGCUUCAGUUUCAGGAUGUUACCGGAGAGUUUGUUUCAUGUCUGUUAUCAUUAUUACGACAGAUGACAGACAGACAUUACCAGCAACUCCUUGACAGAUUCAAGACGAGGGAUGAGCUCAGAGAUUUUUUGUUACAAAUAUUUACUGUCUUUCGAAUAUUAAUACGGCCAGAGAUGUUUCCAAAAGAUUGGACAGUGAUGCGUUUGGUUGCUAACAAUGUUAUUAUUACAACAGUGUUAUACCUUUCGGAUGCCCUUCGUAAAAACUUCUUAAAUGAAAACUUUGAUUACAAGAUUUGGGAUUCCUACUUUUAUCUUGCUGUCAUUUUUAUAAAUCAGUUGUGUCUACAGUUAGAGAUGUUCACACCUUCAAAGAAGAAAAAGGUUUUAGAAAAAUAUGGUGAUAUGCGGGUGACAAUGGGAUGUGAAAUCUUCAGCAUGUGGCAGAAUUUAGGAGAACAUAAAGUCCACUUCAUCCCAGCACUGAUUGGGCCCUUCUUAGAAGUGACACUGAUACCUCAACCUGAUCUACGGAAUGUGAUGAUUCCUAUUUUUCAUGACAUGAUGGACUGGGAGCAAAGACGCAGUGGCAACUUUAAACAGGUGGAAGCAAAACUGAUUGAUAAAUUGGAUAGCUUGAUGUCAGAAGGAAAAGGUGAUGAAACAUACCGAGAACUCUUCAAUAGUAUAAUUCCACUCUUUGGUCCGUAUCCCAGCCUGCUAAAGAAAAUUGAACGUGAAACAUGGAGAGAAAGUGGCGUUUCAUUAAUUGCCACUGUAACUCGCCUUAUGGAGAGGCUGCUGGACUACAGGGACUGUAUGAAAAUGGGAGAAGUGGAUGGCAAAAAGAUUGGCUGUACUGUCAGCUUGUUGAAUUUUUAUAAAACAGAAUUGAACAAGGAGGAGAUGUAUAUUCGAUAUAUACAUAAAUUGUAUGACCUGCACCUAAAAGCACAAAACUUCACAGAAGCUGCUUAUACGCUGUUGCUAUAUGACGAACUGUUGGAAUGGUCGGACCGGCCACUGCGGGAAUUUCUGAACUAUCCCAUGCAGACAGAGUGGCAGCGCAAAGAAUAUCUUCAUCUCACUAUCAUCCAGAACUUUGACCGAGGAAAAUGCUGGGAGAAUGGCAUUAUCUUAUGCAGGAAGAUUGCCGAGCAGUAUGAAAGCUAUUACGAUUACAGAAACCUCAGCAAAAUGCGGGUGAUGGAAGCUUCUUUGUAUGAUAAAAUAAUGGAUCAGCAGCGGUUGGAGCCUGAGUUUUUUCGAGUUGGAUUUUAUGGGAAAAAGUUUCCUUUUUUCUUACGAAACAAAGAAUUUGUUUGCCGAGGACAUGACUAUGAACGUCUGGAGGCAUUUCAGCAGCGGAUGUUAAAUGAAUUCCCACAUGCCAUUGCUAUGCAACAUGCCAAUCAGCCAGAUGAAACCAUCUUUCAAGCAGAGGCACAGUAUCUGCAAAUCUAUGCCGUAACACCAAUUCCUGAAAAUCAAGAGGUGUUACAGAGAGAAGGCAUUCCAGAUAAUAUCAAGAGUUUUUAUAAAGUAAACCAUAUCUGGAGAUUUCGAUAUGACCGGCCAUUCCAUAAAGGGACCAAAGAUAAGGAUAAUGAAUUCAAGAGUUUGUGGGUGGAGAGAACUACGCUGAUCCUGGUGCAGAGUUUGCCUGGAAUUUCCCGUUGGUUUGAAGUAGAAAAACGUGAAGUGGUGGAAAUGAGUCCACUGGAAAAUGCUAUUGAAGUGCUGGAAAAUAAAAACCAGCAGCUGAGGACACUGAUCAGUCAGUGUCAGUCUCGACAGAUGCUGAAUAUCAACCCUCUUACAAUGUGUUUGAAUGGUGUCAUUGAUGCAGCAGUGAAUGGUGGUGUGUCAAGAUACCAGGAGGCAUUCUUUGUGAAAGAAUACAUCCUGAACCACCCAGAGGAUGGGGAGAAGAUCACAUGCUUGAGAGAACUGAUGCUUGAGCAGGCCCAGAUUCUGGAAUUUGGCCUUGCUGUACAUGAGAAAUUUGUCCCUCAGGAUAUGAGACCUUUACAUAAAAAACUAGUGGAUCAGUUUUUUGUGAUGAAAUCAAGUCUGGGAAUACAGGAAUUUGCUGCAUGCAUCCAGGCCAGUCCAGUUCAUUUUCCAAAUGGGAGCCCCCGUGUUUCUCGAAAUUCAGUGCCUGUUUCUAUGAGUCCAGAGGGUGCCAGGGUAAUUCCUAGGCGCAGUCCAUUAAGUUACCCAGCUGUCAACAGAUAUUCUUCUUCAUCGUUGUCUUCUCAAGCUUCUGCAGAGGUCAGCAAUAUAACAGGACAGUCUGAAAGUUCUGAUGAAGUUUUCAACAUGCAGCCAAGUCCAUCUACCUCAAGCCUGAGUUCCACUCAUUCUGCUUCACCUAAUGUGACCAGCUCUGCUCCAUCCAGUGCCAGAGGCUCACCUCUGUUGUCUGACAAGCUUAAACAUUCCAGAGAAAAUUCUUGCCUAUCUCCAAGGGAGAGGCCCUGUAGUGCCAUUUACCCUAAUCCUGCUGAGCCUUCACAGCCUGCAAACCCUUACUUUGCCAAGUGGAAUGAGGCCUCCAUUCCGCGCUGCAUCAGAGAUUCACCAAGGGAGCUUGAAGAGCAGGUAGGCCCAGUAUCUGCUGCUCUCCCAGAGGGUUACCUGACAGGAAAAUGUCCCAAUCUGUCAACAUCCUCAGUAGUCCCAGACAGGAGAAUUAUGUUCAAUCACAUUGGAGAUGGCGCUUUGCCUCGCAGUGAUCCUAAUCUGUCUGGUCCAGAGAAAGCUGUAAAUAGCACUCCAAGCAGUUGGAGCCUGGACAGUGGAAAGGAAGCCAGGAACAUGUCAGAGAGUGGGAAACUUAUAUCUCCUCCUGUGCCACCACGCCCCACACAAACAGCAUCACCAGCUCGGCACAUAACCUCUGUUUCCCCGUCUCCUGCUGGAAGAUCUCCAAUGAAGGGUUCAGUGCAAUCGUUCACGCCAUCUCCUGUGGACUACCAUUCCUCAGGACUCAUCUCCAACUCACCAGUCUUGUCAGGAAGUUACAGCAGUGGCAUCUCCUCACUCAGCCGAUGUAGCACAUCGGAAAUAUCUGGCUUUGAAACUCAAACUAAUGAGCACCCCUUAUCUAUUUCUAACUGCAACAUUUCUGAAGAGCCAGUGAGAAAAGAAAGUAAGACUCCACCACCCUACAGUGUUUAUGAACGGACAUUGAGGCGCCCGGUCCCGCUACCUCACAGUCUUUCGAUCCCCAUUCCUAUGGAUCCACCAGCACUGCCACCCAAGCCCCUGUUGGUUCGACCGAACAAUCUGGAAAGUAGUAGCAAGAGAACUGAGCAGGUCCCUCGGCCCAGGCCUCUUCCACGAAAAGUGUCUCAGUUAUAAAGAAAAAGAAAAAGUCAUUUUUGUAAUGACAAGUGGAAAAAAACACAUCUAAAUAUAUAGGCACUUUAAUAUUUUUCACAAAUAUUCUUUCCAGUGAUUUUUUAAAAGAAAAAUGCUUAAUAUUAUGUUGCACAAUUUGUCAAAUGAAAAUACUAAUCUAGAAUGCAAGAUGUUACAGGACCAGAAGACAAGACUGAAGGAAUUACAUUAGUAUUAGACACAGCAAAUAUGGAGGCAUACCAAUUUGAAUGAGAAACUCAAUUUUUUUCCAAGUGUAGUUUAAUCAAGACCGUACUUCCCCUCCACAACCUCAUAUUGGAAAGGCACUGUACUUUUGAGAGCAUGCAGAAUGUUACGGUUUAAAAUAAGUAUACUAAAUAAGAGUCUGGUAAUAAGUUACUGUCCACAUGUUACACGCCUGUACCACAUUUCAACUCAUGAAUUCAUGUACGUGAACAAAAGCAAUGAUAAUUCAAGUGAUUAUAAUGCAUUGGAAAAUAGCAGAGAUGUUAUUGUAGCUGAUUUCACAAAACAGAGUACGUGUUUUCAGUUCUUUUCUUUCUACUGACACCUUACUGCAUUUUAUUAAAUGUAUAUGUAUACAUUUACCAAUAUUUUUCUUCUUUUUAAUGCAAUUUUCAGCACUUUGCUACUGAUUUAUCUACAAGACUCACACAUUUUACCCAGAAUUUUUCUAUACAGCUAGGUUUUUAAAAACAAGUAAUUCCCAAGGCUAGUUGGGGCCAAGUACCUGACAUGAGAAGCUGGGGGGAACAAAGAAAAGAAAUUAAUCAGAACAAGAAAUUAAUCUUCAGAUUUAAUUUCUAAUAGUGUUUAAGGGAGACUCAAUACACAACCACUGUUUAUUCUGGAAGAUUAAUAAAUGCCAGGAAUUAGAAGAAAUCACUUUAAAUACAAAGGGCAUUAAAUAUUAGAUUGAGCUCAAAAAGACUUUAUAAAUCCAGAUUUUAUCUCUGUUAAUAAAUUAUUCUCCAAUCAACCCUGCCCAUUUGACAGCUUUUCCCUAUGAAGACCUUCCAUCAUGUAGCAUAUAAAAGAAAGCUUAGUAUCUGAGAAAAGGCAGGUACCUUUUUGUACAAGAUCUACCAUAACCAGUUUCUAACAGUCAGACAUGUGGGAUUGGUGGCUUUUGUUGGUUCUUCGCGGGACAGCUUCUCCUGCAAUCUUUUGUACCCUUGAUAGAAAUAGGAUUCAGAAAAAUGCAGGAUGCCCCAGGGCUUUAAAACUCACAAGAACAGGGUCUUCAGCUUUUUCCAGGUUCUGUGUGCUUUAAACCAGUGGUUCUUAACCUUAGGUUACUCGGGUGUUUUUGGACUGCAACUCCCAGAAGCCUUCACC